GGAAUCUGGCGUAUCCCCGUGGAUGAGAUCGACCGCCCAGGCAGUUUUGUCCGCUCUAUUGUCUUACUGCUAAACGUACUGUCACAACUAAAGGAUUACACCACCUUGCUGAAGGUCUCAUCUAUGCUCCAGAGGACCCCUGAUCAGGGAAAGAAGUACUUGCGUGAUGCCGAUCGCCAAGUGCUGGCCCAACAAGCCUUCGUGCUUACAGUGAAAGUGUUGGAGGACACUCUCAACGAUCUGACACAGGUUUCAGAAGAUCAGAGUUCCAAGUCUUCCAAUCCUUCGGGAAGGAUGACAACAGACGUCUCUAAUAAAACUAGUGCUGAAGAGGGGAAAGAUGUCCUUCCCAAAAAGCCAGUUUUAUCAGAUGGAGUAGUGCACAGUACUGAAAAUGGGGUAAAGGAAGUGACCCAGGGACAAAUUCCCAAUGCUAUGGACAUAUUGGAACAAGAGGACAAGAAUGACAAGGAAAUUAAAGAACUCCCUAGGCCUGGUUCAGUUGAGCCUAUGGAUCUUGAUGGAUAUUCCAAUGACCCUGAAAAAAUUGAUUCUUCAUCUAAACGCAGCGAUCCAGACCGUCUUCAGUCUGGCAGGAACUCAAAGGACAGAGCUCCAGAGAGCCGGACUCCAGAACUUUCUUUGGAAGAGCUAAGUAUCAGCUCAAAACAUCAGCAGCAGGCAGCUAAAGGAAUAGUUCAAGCAGUACCUGCAGAAGAACCUGUCCAGAGAUCAAACAGAAAGAGGAAAUUACUUGAGGAUGUGGAGUCUGGGAAAACACUUCUACUCGAUGCUUAUCGGGUAUGGCAGCAAGGUCAGAAAGUUAUGGCCUAUGACCUGGGUAAAAUUGAGAAGAUCAUGUCUGAAACGUACAUGCUGAUUAAACAGGUGGAUGAAGAAGUAGCACUUGAACAGGCAGUCAAGUUUUGCCAGGUGCAUAUGGGAGCAUCAGCACAGAAACAGUCCACAGGAGAAACACCCACAACCCCAAAGCAUACAAAGGACAACAGAGAGAGCUUCUUCCCAGUGACGCCAGCCACACUGCAUCCUACCACAGUGAAUCCUGAUACUGUGGCUCCUGAAAAUCUCUUGAGACUGAACGAUCUGCAUUCCAAAUCCAAACCAGCCUCUUCCUCCUCAUCCUCCUCAGCAUCUUCGGUACCUCCAUCCCAGGAGUUACACAGGGACACUGAGCAUCUCCGGGGUCAAAAUGCAGAGACUGCUCCCAGCGUGAGUGAUCUGGCACGUGGUAAGUCUCAGGGAGACAGAAUGUUUUGGCCCUCUCUGGUCUGUUUGCCAAGGCCAUGCG
Molecule: messenger RNA, 1309 nt
Organism: Pterocles gutturalis (yellow-throated sandgrouse)
Lineage: Eukaryota; Metazoa; Chordata; Aves; Pterocliformes; Pteroclidae
Product: calcineurin-binding protein cabin-1-like
Exons: 5
Biological process (GO): chromatin organization
Cellular component (GO): nucleus
Molecular function (GO): nucleosome binding
Source: RefSeq, a predicted model, not a curated record